UAUACUGUCAACUGUUAACACGAAAGGUGAUUACAAACUACCAAAUCAUCUACAUUUAAGACAUAAAGUAACUAUAAAGCUAGAUUAUGCACAGUAUAUAAGGAUAAUACAUAGGUAUAAGUAUAAGACCGUAACAAUAUGAAAUAUUACGAAUUUAUUGUCGAAAACAAAUACGAUAGAGAAGGGAGAAAAGGAAAAAUAUUCCCAAUUGAAAUGAUCAAUGAUCUGGGAAAGCAGUCGAGUGAAACUUUAACGUACUCCCCCAUGAGGGAAAUUGUUAUUGUCUACGCCCCAGCGAGGUGUUUUUUUAGGGAACACCGCAACAGAUAAAUUGCCUCUAGCGACGCGUAAAAAGCAAUGAAAGCAUUUUCAUUCCUCCGGCACCCCUUUGUUCCCUGCGGAAUGCUGAACUGUAUCUACAAGCAGAGCAACCCCAAGGGUGUCGGUCCCAUUUGUGGGGUAUUUUAUGAAAUGUUGAUUGAAUAAGAAAUCGAUCUAAACUACGAUAUUGUGGAAGAUAUCUUUUUAUGUCUGGUAACUAGUAAAUGUAUAAAGGAUUUGGAUUUUGCCAAGUGCUGAUACCUAAAUUAGAAAAUAGGCCAAUUUCCCAUCAAAAACUAAACAAUUUCCGUAUCAUCUUUUUCUUUUAUCUGGUAAAGUUAUAGGUUUAUUGCAUGUCUCAAUUUAGAUAGCUCUUAUCGCUCGCUAAUAAGAUAAUAAUCGUCAAAGAGUAGUUUUAUAAUCGUUGAAACGACAACUUCUAUGUUCACGUUUUGUUCAAAGUCCUAAUUAAACAGACACUAAGCGUCACAUUGUCAAGAAAAACCGUCACAAUGGGUUCCGCUCUGUAGCUCUCAUGUAGUGUUGUGUAGAGUAUAUUUAUAAUUACUAUAGUUUCACAAUGGUAACUGUUACAAUUAAUCAAGGUGAUCUAAGCGGUGUGUUGUGUAAGAGCGGCAAUGUGGAAUAUUAUGCGUUUAAAGGUAUUCCGUACGCACAGCCACCGAUUGGGCCAUUACGAUUCAAGGCACCUGAGCCGCCGCUACCUUGGAUUGGGGUACGAGAUGCAUCGCAACACGGGCCUGUUUGUCCGCAGUACAACGAACGUUUAGACCGCAUAGAGGCCGGCAGCGAAGACUGUCUCUACAUAAACGUAUACUCGAAAUCGUUAACACCUCUCCAACCGCUGCCAGUUCUUGUAUGGAUCCACGGAGGAGGAUUUUAUACGGGUUCAGGAAAUUCAGACUUUUACGGACCAGAAUUCUUCAUGGAGCAAAAUGUCGUCCUUGUCACAUUCAACUACAGACUGGAAGUUCUAGGUUUCCUUUGUCUCGAUAACGAAGACGUUCCUGGCAAUGCCGGCUUGAAGGACCAAGUGAUGGCUUUGAAAUGGGUCAAAAACAAUAUAUCUGCUUUUGGAGGCGACCCAGGCAACGUCACAAUAUUCGGAUGCAGCGCCGGUGCGGCCUCCACGAGUUACCAUUUGACGUCUAAAAUGAGUGAAGGUUUAUUUAACAAGGCUAUAUGUCAGAGUGGUGUGUGUUUAAAUGAAUGGGGUUACAAUUUAUACGCUAAAAAGCGUGCAUUCCAACUGGGGAAGUUACUUGGCAAAGAAACCACAGAUGAGGUUGAACUCCUAGAUUUUUUAAAUCAACUUCCAACAUCCUCUUUAGUCAAUAUUCGUUUACCCGCUCUUGAUGUGGAGCAUAGAGAUAUAGCCGAUAGUAUUUACUUCGGUCCUGUGAUAGAAAAAUCUAAUUUAAAAGUAGAGAAAUUUAUAACAGAACCACCUUUUGAAUCGAUGAAAAGUGGAAGAGUUGCUGAUGUGCCAAUUAUAGUUGGAUAUACAUCAGCAGAGGGAAUUGAAACGGCAAGAAAAAUUAACGACUUAAUAAAAUUUCUAUCUAAAGUGGGUUCUGUUAUACCAAGAGAAAUCAAACUUAAAGUUAAUCCAGACGUACUUAAAAACAUUGAUCAGAAAAUACGUAACAAAUAUUUCAAUGGCAAUCCAAUAACAAAGGAUAUGUUGCAAGAAUUAACUGAUCUUCACACAUACAGUUUAUUUACUUACAAUAUUUACAGAUUUGCAAAGUUUUGUGCAAAGAUUAAUUCUAGUCCCGUAUAUUUGUACAAAUUUGCUGCUGAAACGGAACGAAAUAUUGCAAAAGGAAAUUACAAGAUGAAUCACUUGAAAGGUGUUUGCCACGCAGAUGAGUUACCAUAUUUAUUCAAUGUUACUUGCCUUGACAUUCCAUUAACUGAUUCCAUGCCUUUAAUAAAAGAAAUUGUUGGUUUGUGGACUACUUUCGCGCAUAGCGGGAACCCGACAGAAUCAAGAAAUAUAACAUGGAAACCAUAUUCUAGUAAAACAAAGAACUGUUUUGUAAUAAAUAAAACAUUUGUUUGUAGUGAAGGCCCAGACUCCGAUCACAUUAACUUCUGGGAAGAAAUAUACGCAAAUGUGGACGGAGAUACUAAAUGUAAUAUUUGACAUGAAAUAAAAAUAAUAAUUUACUAAUGAAA
Messenger RNA from Papilio polytes (common Mormon), 2523 nucleotides. Its product is annotated as juvenile hormone esterase-like. The transcript is spliced from 4 exons. The record is from RefSeq and is a predicted model, not a curated record. Bases 902 to 2491 code for a protein of 529 amino acids. Lineage: Eukaryota; Metazoa; Arthropoda; Insecta; Lepidoptera; Papilionidae.